Messenger RNA from Lycium barbarum (goji berry), 1383 nucleotides. Its product is annotated as electron transfer flavoprotein subunit alpha, mitochondrial. Lineage: Eukaryota; Viridiplantae; Streptophyta; Magnoliopsida; Solanales; Solanaceae. Gene Ontology annotation, cellular component: mitochondrion. The transcript has 8 exons. The coding region runs from base 133 to 1215 and encodes 360 amino acids. The record is from RefSeq and is a predicted model, not a curated record. Gene Ontology annotation, molecular function: flavin adenine dinucleotide binding; electron transfer activity.
GCAAAGAACGACACGACACGACACUAUUACGUUUAAUUUAAUCAAUCUUUUAAUAUAAAGACUGACAUUUUUGACCCAAAAAAUACUCCUAACAAAACUAGCACAAUUUGAAGCGAACUCUUAGUGCAAAAUAUGGCUAUUGGAACAAUGCUCUCUGCAUUCAGAAAAAAUUCUAUCACUUCACGUAUAACCCCUUUUCGAUCUCUUAGUACAUUGGUUUUAGCUGAACAUGAAGGAGGAUCAAUCAAAACCUCAUCAUUAAGUGCUGUGGAGGCUGCAAAAUCGUUAGGCGAGGACAAUUCGAUAUCGUUGCUUCUUGCUGGAUCUGGUCAUUCCCUGAAGGAAGCUGCGGAACAUGCUGCAUCAUCCCACCCUUCCGUUUCUCAGGUAACUCCCGUUUCUCAGGUCCUUAUUGCUGAUUCUGACAAAUUUACAUACCCUUUGGCGGAACCAUGGGCCAAAUUAGUCCAUCUUGUUCAGCAGAGUAGUGGCUAUUCUCACAUAAUUGCUGCAUCAGGUUCAUUUGGGAAAAACAUAUUGCCGCGUGCAGCAGCUCUUCUGGACAUUUCUCCAAUUACUGAUAUCACAAAGAUUUCUGGAUCAAACCUCUUUAUUAGGCCAAUAUAUGCAGGAAAUGCUCUUUCCACUGUUCGUUACACAGGUUCCAGCCCAUGUAUGUUGAGCAUUAGAGCUACAUCUUUUCCUGUUGCUUCAGAACCAGCUGAUUUGAAAUCUAAUGCUGCCUCAAUAGAUCAGGUUGAUCUUUCAACCUUGGAUGAAGAUGAUGCAGUUGGUAAGUCAGCAUAUGUAAAGCUUUCCUCCCAAAUUUCGGAGCGCCCAGAUCUUGGAAAUGCACGUAUUGUAGUUACUGGUGGACGAGGUGUAAAGAGUGCUGAGAACUUCAAAAUGAUAGAUAAGCUUGCAGAGAAAAUCGGUGCCGCAGUUGGUGCCACUCGUGCUGCAGUGGAUGCUGGAUUUGUUCCCAAUGACCUCCAGGUUGGCCAAACUGGGAAAAUUGUUGCCCCAGAAUUAUAUAUGGCAUUUGGUGUUUCUGGAGCAAUUCAACACAUAGCAGGCAUGAGAGAUUCCAAGGUCAUUGUUGCUGUAAAUAAAGAUGCAGAUGCCCCCAUAUUCCAGGUCGCAGAUUAUGGACUUGUGGGUGAUCUUUUCGACAUCAUUCCAGAGUUAUUAGAGAAACUUCCUGAGAAAAAGUAGAAAAAAUUACCAGUCAGUGUGUUCCUUUGUGAGCUUAGUAAAUUCAGGAAGGUCAAUUUCCCUUCAAUAAGAUGAAAAUGAUGUAUGUGCUGGAUGAUAUUUGUUAUCCAGGAAUAACAUAUAUACUAAUAUCAUUUAUUAUUAUUUCAAUUUUCAACUUUAUUCAAA